CACACCCAUUUCUUUUUGUCCUGAACUCACUGAUUCUUCUGCUCCCCAAGGAAAUACAACAUCCAAUCUCAACCCAUUUCACCAACCUCUCAUUCCUGCAGUAGGAAUAUGGAUCAGGCCGACGAUGCUUCAUUGGAAGAUUUGGAAGAGGUGAUUUAUUUGGAAGAUAUGGAGGAUAUAGAAGCUGAGAAAGCUGUGGAAAUUUUGGAAGCUGCCCCGCCCUACCCAGGUCAUCCAUCAGAUUACGGAGGAACAGAUUUGAACCACCAGCCUGGUUACCACUCAUCUCCAUAUCCCACUGUUAAUGUGGGAUACACGGCAUACCCAGAGCCAGGGCUGAAAGCAGGAGUUAACAAUCAAAACUUUCAAGCAGGCCCAAACCCAGGGAUGUACCCUCCAGGCACCAGCCCAAACCCAGGGAUGUACCCUCCAGGCACCAGCUCAAACCCAGGGAUGUACCCUCAAGCCACCGGUCCAAACCCAGGAAUGUACCCUCAAGCCUCCACUGUAACAACCUCAGUGAUGCUCCCGAGCCUGCGUGAUUUACCUGGUCAAACCAUGUGCCCGCACUGUAACCACCAGGUGAUCACCAUCACAGAUUACUACACUGGACUCAUGACCUGGAUGGCCUGUGGAUGUCUUGCCCUCGUUGGAUGCUGGCCCUGUUGUAUAGCACCAUUCUGGAUGGAUUCUUGCAAAGAUGUGGAGCAUCGCUGCCCUAACUGCAACAACAUCCUCUCGUUCUACAGGCGCCUGUGAUCUGAAAACAACAUGCCACUCAGUACAACAUCUUUCUAGCUCUAGGUCUGAUAUUAAUGGGAUCUUAUGGGGAUCUUACCUAGGAUUGUUUAGGAAUUUUAUUUCGCCUAGGUUGUAAAAGUACGAAAGAAAUCCUCUUGACAGGCAUAGAAAGUAAAUGACUUCAAAUCAUGUAUUUUAAUGCACGUUGUAUGAAAUAUUAAUUACAAUUAUGGCCGGGAAUCAUUGUGCUCUUAGUAAAAAUACUUAAUUUAACGUGAAGGAUGUAUAGCUUUAAAACUUUAAACUCACACACUGUAUAGGCAACUUGUGAGCUUACAUAAAAUACAUGGAAAUCGCUUUAAGUACAAAUCUAAAUCAUUUGACAGCAAUGUUUAACAAAACAAAGAAUAUGUAAAUUACCAUUUUAAAGCUUAUAUUCAACCUUUGUAAGAUAGUCAGAGCUCUGCCUGUAACAUGUAGAUGUAUCUUAGAUAUUGAGCCUUAUAAAAGAUAUUGAUGUGUUUUUGUACAUUUUAAUGUCUCUAAACUUUUCAAGUAAACGAGUAACUAACUUAGCAUUUGUGGGCAGUCGGACAAAAUUUCAAUUUUAUUGCUAUUCCAGGCUAUUUUACAAUAAUAUUCAAUUCAUAACUGUAAAUGUCAAGUCUCAACCUUUCAUUAUUAGCCUCUCUUAAAUAAAUGGUCUCAGGGUUAACUUGUUAUUCUCAUUAAAAUGAAUCUCAGAUGGUUUGAAGAAAUCAAGCUUAAUAUAGUGAAGUAAGGUCUUUCGAGGAUGAAUGUAACUUGCUGAAGCUAACGGCUUCUCUCUACAGUACUUUUGUUAUUGCGUGCUGAGUCACAUUUCAUUAUAUUUGCUUGGUAAUUUAGAAGAUUGUUUUUCCCCUCAAAGACAUUUUCAAGGUACUGGCUGGUACUGGGGACAGUAUCUAUUGAAUAACCUUGGAUUUGAUUAUUUCCUCAAAGCAAAAUAGUUGUAGAGGGACUCAGUAACUCUCAAGAGAAUGGAGAGUAUUUCUCUUUCUAAAUGUGCACUUUCAAAUAAGCUUUUGCUCUGUCUGUAAAUGUAAAAUAGUUAUAUUAAAAGAGA
This is a messenger RNA of Xyrauchen texanus (razorback sucker), 1849 nucleotides long. RefSeq names its product lipopolysaccharide-induced tumor necrosis factor-alpha factor homolog. Gene Ontology annotation, molecular function: zinc ion binding. Lineage: Eukaryota; Metazoa; Chordata; Actinopteri; Cypriniformes; Catostomidae. The coding region runs from base 109 to 759 and encodes 216 amino acids. The record is from RefSeq and is a predicted model, not a curated record. The transcript is spliced from 8 exons.